AUGUCUUCAUCUGAGUGUCUGACAGAGUUUACUGCCGAACAAGAAAAUGUUUGCAGUCAAGAAAAUGCCUCAACAUGUGAACCAACGACGGUCUGGAAACCUGAAAUAACGAUAAACACAGCAGCGCUCCCACAACAUGUCUACAAGGAGGAGGAUGUUUUUGAUGACAAGCAGCUUUGUAAUCAGGAAGGGAGCUGCAGUCUCAACGACCGAGGGCCUCCACAGAUUAAAGAGGAACAGGUGGAACUCUAUACCAGUCUGGACCAGGCAAGCCAGCAGCUUCCUCAGAUUAAAGAGGAACAGGAGGAGCUUUUCACCUGUCCGGACCAGGUGAAGCCCGAGCCUUCACAGAUUAAAGAGGAACAGGAGGAACUCUACAGCAGUCUGGAACAGGUGGACCCAGAACCUCCACACAUUAAAGACGAACAGGAUAAAUUCUGCACCGGUUUGAGCCAGAAGGACCCAGAACCUCCACAGAUUAAAGAGGAACAGGAUGAACUCUGCACCAGUCAGGAGGGAGAGCUGCUUGUAGUAAAGCAGGAGACUGAUAGCUUUAUGGAGACCUCUGCUUAUGAGGAAAGUGACCACAGCGGCAAUUCUCCCAUAUCAGACAGCCACUGUGAUGCUGACGCAUCUUACGUUGAAGUGACGGAACUUCGUAGUGCGACACCCGGCGGAAGUAGCUAA
Stegastes partitus (bicolor damselfish) is the source of this 687-nucleotide messenger RNA. RefSeq lists its product as uncharacterized. The transcript has 3 exons. NCBI's taxonomy places the organism in Eukaryota, Metazoa, Chordata, Actinopteri, Pomacentridae. The coding region runs from base 1 to 687 and encodes 228 amino acids. The record is from RefSeq and is a predicted model, not a curated record.